Messenger RNA from Ceratotherium simum simum (southern white rhinoceros), 1012 nucleotides. The record is from RefSeq and is a predicted model, not a curated record. Lineage: Eukaryota; Metazoa; Chordata; Mammalia; Perissodactyla; Rhinocerotidae.
CUGAAGAAACCGAAAGUUCAAACCGCAGGUUCCAUUAUGGGUCGACUUGAUGGGAAGGUCAUCGUCCUGACAGCUGCUGCUCAGGGGAUCGGCCGGGCAGCUGCCUUAGCUUUUGCAAGAGAAGGUGCCAAAGUCAUAGCCACAGAUAUCAAUGAGUCCACACUUCAGGAACUGGAAAAGUACCCGGGCAUUCAAACUCGAGUCCUUGAUGUCACAAAGAAGAAACAAAUUGAUCAGUUUGCCAGUGAAAUUGAGAGACUUGACAUUCUCUUUAAUGUUGCUGGGUUUGUCCAUCAUGGCACCAUCCUGGACUGUGAGGAGAAAGACUGGGACUUCUCAAUGAGUCUCAACGUCCGCAGCAUGUACCUGAUGAUCAAGGCAUUUCUCCCUAAAAUGCUUGCUCAGAAAUCUGGCAACAUCAUCAACAUGUCCUCUGUUGCCUCCAGCAUCAAAGGAGUUGUGAACAGAUGUGUGUACAGCACAACCAAAGCGGCCGUGAUUGGCCUCACCAAGUCCGUGGCUGCAGACUUCAUCCAGCAGGGGAUCAGGUGCAACUGUGUGUGUCCAGGUACAGUUGAUACCCCAUCUCUGCAAGAAAGAAUACAAGCCAGACCAAACCCUGAAGAGGCACUGAGCGAUUUCCUAAAGAGACAGAAGACGGGAAGAUUUGCAACCGCAGAAGAAAUAGCCCUGCUCUGCGUGUAUCUGGCUUCUGAUGAAUCUGCCUACGUGACAGGGACUCCUGUCGUCAUCGAUGGAGGCUGGAGCCUGUGAGGCAGGGUCUCCUCGAGGGCAAGGCAGGCCCUUCCUGUCCACAGGGUAUGAAGAAAACUCACUCAGCAUCUCUUUCCUAUUAAUGGUAUAUUAAUGAAAACAAGCCCUUUUUAAUAAUGUCAUUGUUCACUAGGGUUUGAUUCUUUAAAUAUAUUAAUCUUCUAAUCUCUUGUGAAAUCAUUGUAGGUUAAUAACACCACUGCAAAAGAAUAGCUUUUAAUCCUCAAUUUGUAAGCAU